AUGGAUCCACUCCAGGAGCAACAUUAUCCUAACAAUGAUUCUACUACGGUACUCCCCCCCGCUGGUGCUCACUCUACUGCUGAAGCUUUGGACAAGGAGGGCGGCGACUGUGAUGCUGCAUCUGGUGCUGUGAAGGCCGAACCUGAUUCGGUUCCUGACCCGCAUUCAGUGCAACGUGAUGCUCAUGCCCCUGCAGAGCUGAAUCCUCCUGCCGCUACUGCAGCCGUCUCCGCCAGCAGCGCUGCAGCAGCGGCUCCAGCGCAGGGAGCUGAUUCCACUGCUGAUUCUAGAAGCAGCAUCCAGCUGUGCCUACUCGACCCAGCAGAUGAUGGGGAUGGGAGUGGUGUGACGGAAUCAGCUGCCUUCGUCGCUGCCGCCGCCGCUGCUGCUGCUGCCAAUGGUUGUUCCUUGCAAGGUGACUCUAGAGUCAAGCGCGAGAACUCGCCUUCCUGUGAAGCACAUGAGACUAUUCAGCUCCGUAUCGUAUCUGCACUCCUCAGCUACAAUGAUACACCACCCAUGCCCAGCGGGGGAUUCUGUGAUUGGAAAGAGAAUGGUUUGCCUGAUGGCGAGCCGUGUGCUAAAAGAGUGAGGCGCGCUGACGAAUCAGCACCUGCAUGCUUGAAUCCUGGCCCAAUUGUUUUUAAAGCUGGUGCUACACAUGUGAUGGACCUGCAUGGAGGUGCUGAAGGUGAUGCUUUUCCAAUCCGGCCUUCGGAAGUCCUAAAAGAGGAAGCUGCCAUUCUCAUCUCUCCAGGUAUUGAGAAUUAUGACGAUUUGUUUUGGGGAGAGGAUGGAACUUUGGAUGGACCUGUUGAGACGCACAAAUCUACACUCAUUUCUUGCGUUUUAUAG
Messenger RNA from Closterium sp. Yama58-4, 855 nucleotides. The record is from the annotation of a GenBank genome assembly. Lineage: Eukaryota; Viridiplantae; Streptophyta; Zygnematophyceae; Desmidiales; Closteriaceae.